Messenger RNA from Hevea brasiliensis (rubber tree), 1044 nucleotides. RefSeq lists its product as uncharacterized. The transcript has a single exon. The record is from RefSeq and is a predicted model, not a curated record. NCBI's taxonomy places the organism in Eukaryota, Viridiplantae, Streptophyta, Magnoliopsida, Malpighiales, Euphorbiaceae. The coding region runs from base 172 to 849 and encodes 225 amino acids.
UGGAUGGACUACUAAUAGCACCAAAAGACUCGAUCACUUAUCACCAGGAGACGAGAGAGAGAUAUAUUCUAUUCUUUAUGACCAGCUUCACUUGCGGAUCUUGAAUCUUUAGAUUUGGAAAGUGCUGCAAACCCAAGAAAAAGAAACCUACCUGCUGAUAGCAAAUUCAAGAUGCUAAGUAAAAGACGUGAAGUAGUGCCUCCAAAAUCUUUAGAAAUCAAGCAAGAUGACAAGUUCUUCACUAGAAUCAUGUCCAAAGAAACCUCCAUGGCUAAUUCUUCUUGCAGGAUCUACUACGGAGGUGCUUCAGGUGCAAUUCCUUUCAUGUGGGAAUUAAGACCAGGUACUCCUAAGCACACUCUUGCUAAUACUUCUAUUAAUCCUCCUUUGACACCCCCUCCUUCAUAUUAUUCCACUCUUAAAUCAAAAUCCAUGUACAAAAGAUCAUUAAAACAAAGCAUCAUGAGCACCAUCUUCCAUGGUAAAAAGAAGACUCAUGUCUCACCUUCAUCUUCCAUGUCUUCUACUACAACAUCAUCUUCUUCAUCAUCGUUGUCGUCAUUCUAUUAUUCAUCCUCAUCAACCUUCAAGAACUCGAAAUUUCGAAACCGUUCAUUUUUUUCAUGUUCAAGAUCUCCAAUUCAUUAUACAAUCAAUGGUGACGAACAAGAAGAUGGCGACGAUGGUGAUGAUGAUAAUGAUAAAGAUAACAAGCGCAACAUUAAAUCGCCUACAUCAACAUUGCGCUAUGGUGGUAGAGGUAAAGGUUUGAAUGUGUUUGGAGGUUGCUAUUUAAUGGAGAAUAUGAAGACUGCAUUCUUGUCCAUUGUUGGACAUGGAUCUGGCUAAGAUAUGCUGGUUGGUAAUGCUUAAUUAGAUAUUAGUUAUUUUCCCUACGGUGUUAAUAAUUGAUUUCGAUUCCAAGUGGAAACUUGAUGUGUUCAGUGUUCUGUUAUUUGUUUUUAAUGGUAAUAUAACUGUGAAAUCAUUUGUGUGAACAUCUUGUUCAAUGUCAAAUCUCUGUUCUUAGGUUUCUUUCAUCUA